AUGCCUGUCACAUCGUCCACCAAAUUGCCUGAGAGGUCUCGAAAGCCAGAUUACCCUCAGCAUGAUCGAACUCGGGUCCUACGAUCGUCCAGCUUGUCACCCGUGAAGGCUUCGGGGCAUGGUCAAAUGGAGAAGAGGAAUAAGGGGGCCACCAAUUCAAGUUCCACAUUGAAGAAGGCCCCUGAAGAAUCUCUUUGGAUGGGACCUUACUUGGCCAAAAAAUCGGAGGAUACCAAUGUCUGUACACCACCAUUAAAUGACAUGGAUGAUGGCCUCAAAAAUCCUUCCAACAGCGACUUCAUGGAGUAUGACAGUCACAUUUCUUCCCGAGCUUCCAGGACGUCCAUCGGCAGCUGCGAAGCUGAGACAGGUUCCUCCAAUCCUCCCUCUCGUAGGACUUCAUCCGUUCGACCUAGUAGUCCUAAGAAGAGAUGCGCGAGUGCAACUCAAACACUGGAAUCUCCCAUGAAGAAGAACAAGGCUUUGCAGACUUCGGUUACCGUUGAGUCUAGAAGUACCAACUCCCGCGUGCCUGUCACUGACGUUGAAGGUGAUGUUGAAUUACCCCAAUAUCAUGACUGCCAAGAGUACUCCGACGAAACAAGCUCUUCAUCCAGUCAGUAUUCCAAAACGCCUUAUGAGGGAUACCUCGGUUAUGAAAUUGCUCGACCGACUGGAACCACUGUCAUGAUGAAAGACCAUAAUGCUCAGUCUCCCGAUGAAGAACGGGUCGAAGGCUGUUCUCCAGCUCCCCAGGUACACUCAGCAGGUCUUUCAAAUGAAAGAAUUCAAUUAGGUUCUGCAAUAUUCGGAGCAGAUAUGGUUCGGGAAUGGGAGUAUGCAUUGACAAACAUACAGGAUCCAAACGCAAGGGUAGUCAUCAGAGUUGGACGAGACGGACGUGACGAGUAUGUUCGUGAGCCUUACUCUAUAAAAAGAUUUUCUCUUAUUGCGAAAGACAUCAUGGCAGCCGGCCCAACCGCAGAUCCCUUGAAACAGGCCCAAGACGCCUCCGAAGGUCAUUGGCGAGGUAAACAGUUCCUACUUCUGGUUGAUAUGGCGAAAGUGACAGUCAUGAACGAUAGUCGUGCAUACACUGUUUUCAUGCGUAUUCGAAGCAAGAAGCUUCUGAAAGAUCGUCUCGAGACAUUCCGAUGUCUCGCAUGCCAUCCAGGCUACACUCGAUCAUCUAUGGAGGAGCAACGAUUGUACAAGCAGAACCUCAUCUACUUCUUCGACAAAAGAUUCACAAAUCAGAUGCGCGUAUUGACUGGGAGCCGACCACUUGGGGUCUUUCUUCGUCUGGGUCGUGAUUAUGCUUUCAGGGGCGAAGACGGUCUUGAUACUGGUGGCGAACAGGGUGAUGCUAUGGUCAAGAGAAACGUUCUCAACUGGUCUAAAGCCAUAGGAUCAAAAAACUCGACAGAUAAGAUCGUUUACGGCGGCAUAUCCUUAGAUGGCACCGCUUUAUGUGAUUUACCUGCGAGCGCCCUGGAACAAGAACUCCGCAAAUAUCGCGAGGGCAUUGAGGAGUGCAUACGUCUCGAGCAAGAAUUGAGCUCUGGAAAGAAAGGAAAGAAUGGAGUUAGUGCGAGUGUCACUGAAAUCCACAUCUGA
Messenger RNA from Glarea lozoyensis ATCC 20868, 1617 nucleotides. RefSeq lists its product as uncharacterized. The transcript is spliced from 5 exons. NCBI's taxonomy places the organism in Eukaryota, Fungi, Ascomycota, Leotiomycetes, Helotiales, Helotiaceae. The record is from RefSeq and is a predicted model, not a curated record. Bases 1 to 1617 code for a protein of 538 amino acids.